This is a messenger RNA of Carcharodon carcharias (great white shark), 503 nucleotides long. RefSeq names its product NADH:ubiquinone oxidoreductase subunit B2 (gene ndufb2). The transcript has 4 exons. NCBI's taxonomy places the organism in Eukaryota, Metazoa, Chordata, Chondrichthyes, Lamniformes, Lamnidae. The record is from RefSeq and is a predicted model, not a curated record. Gene Ontology annotation, cellular component: mitochondrial inner membrane. Bases 71 to 379 code for a protein of 102 amino acids.
UAGAAACCGUUAUCACUGGUGUGUUAUUUCGGUGAGCCUGAAGGAGGUUUGUCUGGAGAUAGCAGACACCAUGUCCUCGGUGAGGGCGUUGAGGGUUGUAUUGCGGAGUGGGUCCCGGCUACUGCAGGGUCGGAGCUCAGGGAAACCUCUGGUCAGGAGAGCUGGUGGUGGGGCCCACAUUGAACCCCAGUAUCGACAGUAUCCACAACUGACCAAGAGUCAAGUACUGCAGGCCGAGUUUCUCAGUGGUUUCAUGUGGUUCUGGAUUUUCUGGCACCUAUGGCACGAUCCUGAUGCAGUCUUUGGUCAUUUUCCUUAUCCUGAUCCCUCCAAGUGGACCGACGAGGAGCUGGGUAUCCCUCCAAUUGAUGAAGACUAACUUGAUCCUGCUUUCCUGAAAUAUGUUUCCUUUGUGGGCGUUUCUGGGGAAGUCCAUCUGACACUUGGAGAGACCACUUUAUUGUAAAUUAAAUUGGAAUAAAUAUAUUUUACCUGGAUAGUCA